GAAACGAUAGGAAUCCUCAAUGCGUAUUCAGUACCCUCAUGGAAUAUAUACCAGAGAACUGCCGUGCUCCCGUUUUGCGCAUGGGCUUUCCCUAUUUUUACGUGUCUCAUCCCAUGGCCGUUUGUGAGACCACAGAGGCAACAUUCGGUAGCUGCCUGGAUCGCAAGCUCAACCAAACUAGAACCCAAUUCGCGUCAAAAUGAACAUGACUCUGCAACUCGUCGAACCUGCCGACUGCGCUAACCGCGGACCCUUAAUCAAUACCAUUGGCUGGACCAUCACCAUCCUAUCUUUCGCGUUCCUAGCACUACGAGUCUACUGCAAAUUCUCGCGCAAAAACGGUCUAUGGUGGGACGACCACUUCCUUAUCGCCUCCUGGCUGUGCACCCUGACGCAUGUUUCCAUCAUUAGCUCCAUCAUCGCCCUUGGCUUCGGCAAGCAUGAGCUGCACAUCGAUCCGCGGAACCGGAGCACCAUCAGCUUCAACGGGUUUGUGGCGGGUGCGUUGGCCAUUCUGGCCUCGGCGUGGAGCAAGACUUCAUUUGCGUUGACGCUGUUGCGGAUUUCUGGGCGUGAUGGGUGGUUGAGGUGGCUUCUCUGGGGGAUUAUUGUGAGCAUGAAUGUGGCGAUGAUUUCGAAUGCAAUUUCGUUGUUUUUUUCGUGCCAACCGGCUGCCAAGGCGUGGGAUAGAAGUUUGCCGGGGAAGUGUUGGGAUCCGCAAGUUUCCGUGGUUUGGGGGAUUGCUGCGGGAGGCUACUCGGGUGCUAUGGAUUUUGUGCUUGCUUUGCUACCGUGGACGAUUAUUAUGCACCUGCAGAUGAAGCCGAAAGAGAAAAUUGGCGUGGCAGUUGCCAUGUCGAUGGGGAUCUUGUACGUGACGGCCUUGUCUCAUGCGAUGCAUCCAGCCUGGCUAACUGUGCGGUAGUGCUGGAGCUAUAACAAUCAUCAAGUGCUAUCAAAUAACGACUGUAGCAAGCAACGACUUUGCAUGUAAGCAAUCCCCUCAAACACUCAUCUCAUCGGCAACGCUGACAAACACGCCCAGUCGAUGGCGGCUUAUUAAUCAUGUGGAGUGUCGGCGAAUCCGGAGCCACCAUAAUAGCAGCCUCCAUCCCAGUCCUGCGCGUCUUGAUUAAAGAAGUCA
Messenger RNA from Pseudomassariella vexata, 1144 nucleotides. RefSeq lists its product as uncharacterized. The record is from RefSeq and is a predicted model, not a curated record. The transcript has a single exon. Lineage: Eukaryota; Fungi; Ascomycota; Sordariomycetes; Amphisphaeriales; Pseudomassariaceae. Bases 200 to 925 code for a protein of 241 amino acids.